AUGGUCCACAUCAAGUCUACCUCCAUCGCUGUCCUCCUCGGUUCGGCGGCUAUCUCAUCCGCGGCGGUUCUUCCCAACGUGCACAAGCCAGAGGCUCGCGAUGGAUCGGUCAGCAAGCGGGCAUGGAAGGGCAAGCUCGGCGCUCGUGGGCCCUGGAGGCAGGCGACUGACAACUACCUCAUCAAUGUUGACCUCACCGGUGACGGCGAGCACCACAACGGGCACGGCACCCUCCUCGACAUCAACACUCGCGCUCUCGCUCCGGAGCAGCAGGAAGUCCUCCGUCGUCACCUCAAGGCCCACAUGCAGCGUACCGAGCCCGUCAUCGUGAUCGGCUCCGGCUCGCACGAGGUCCCGGCCGACCCCCUCCUCAACAUCGAGAUCGCCACUGGUCUUCGGGAGCGGGACGAUCGUCUUCUCGACCUCGCCGCUCGGCUCAUCAUCGGCUCUGGCGAGGCUACCAACCGCCUCGCCGCUCGGGACUCGGAUCUCGCCGGUCUCGAGGCCGCCGCCAAGGACGCCGGUGUCACGGAUGACCAGAUGGCAGCGGCCAAGAGUGCGGUCGACAACCUUACUCCGGAGCAGAAGGCCGAGGUCGAGAACGCCGUCAAGCACGCCAUGUUCACCGUCGCUCGGCCGGGAGAGAAGAAGCGCAACCUUCCCGGCCCGGCGUACCUCUUCAAGAAGAGCGACGAGGCGGCGAUCAACAUGAUCAAGCAGGGCGGGAAGGUCAAGGUGAUUGGGGACGAGGCGGCCAAGGACACUGGGGUGGGCGAGGCGGGCAAGCACGGUGCUCCUCUGCUUGCUCAGCCCAACUCGAAGCGGUCGGUCGCGGAUGAGAUGGGCGGUGCACCGGGCUACAUCGACAUCACCUCCCCCGUCUUCAACUCUACGGCUACCCGCCUUGCCUCCCUCGUCCUCUCCACCUCCAACGGUACCAACGAGAACUCGACCUUCGUCCUCAACGCUUCGUCGUCCGUCCGCACCCAGGUCUUCCUCGUUCCCCUCAACUCUACCGAGGCCGGCGGUGAGCCCAAGGAAGGGGACAUGAUCAAGGUCAACCUCAAGGUCCCCGUCUUUGUCGCCGAGUCGGCCGCGGUCGAGCCCUUCUGCGCCACCUUUGACCCCUCCCCCAAUGCCCCCGAGCCAAUGACGGUCGAGCCGUGCGAGGAGCCCGAGGACGAGCGGUCCCAGAUCUUCCUCUUUGAUCCCGAGACCGGCGCGGUCAAGCCCAACUGGACACCCUCGGAGACCAACCAGCAGCUCCUGUCCAAGGUCCCGGACUCGGUCUCGAGCGAAGGCCCCAUGCCUACCGACUGGAUCGCUUCGUCGGUGUCUAGUGCGGUCGCCUCUGCCACCGCCUCAGCAUCGGCUCUCCCUUCCGUAUCGGUCUCGGCCAGCCUUGACGCCCCCACCGCCUCCCUUUCGGACGUCGGCGUCAUGGCAUUGCCUACACCCACCGACCCGGCGCUCGCGUCUGCCCUGCCCACCCCCACAGACGCCGCGCUCGAGCCGGAAGCCACCGCCGAGCCGCUAGAGUCGGGCGUCGAGGACGAGGCGCUUCCCACUGCCACCGAGGACUGGGCAACUGCUGCAGCUGCCCUCCCCACCGAGUCGGUCGAGCCCUCCGCGGUCGUCUCGGCUCUUCCCUCGGACAUGCCCUCUGUCAUCCCCACUCCUGCCAUUUCCUCUGCGGCCGAGGCACUCGUCACCGCCUUUGCAGUUUCGCACUCUGCUGCCGUCCCCUCUGCCUCCGCCGUCGUCUCGCACGCCAAGUCCGCCCCCGCAUCCUCCAACGCUGGCAACAACGUCACCUUGAUCUUCACCCCUGCCAACGCCUCGGUUCAGAGCAAGGAUGACUCGGAGGACGCCGAGCCCGUCCACGCCGGCAAGAGCAAGCGGGAGCACAUGGAGGACGACGGUGACUGCGACGACACCCUAUCUUCCACCCAUGGCUCUGGCGAGAUCUUUGCCUUUGCCGACCCCGCUGCCGCCCUCCCUGCCGUCGCACCUUCCGCGCACGCUUCCCACUCAUCCGCUCCCGCCGCAUCCUCCGCCGCCUCCAAGCCCAAGCCCAAGGCUCCCAAGCUCGCCGAGGAUGCCCCCGCGCCUAUCGAGUCGGCCAAGAAGGUCAAGGUCGUCGAGGGUGACGUGCAGGUCGAUGACGUCCAGGCUCUCGCUGGUCGCUUGACAGUCCGAAACUUGAAGAGGGAGCAGAAGGUUAUGAUGGCUCCUGCCACUGCGCCUUAUGAAUGGACAUGGACUUCGGUCGAAGAAGCGGAAAAGGAGCCAGAAGAGACCGUCAAAGUAUUUGCGGCCUUGAGCUCUAGGGACUAG
Molecule: messenger RNA, 2337 nt
Organism: Dioszegia hungarica
Lineage: Eukaryota; Fungi; Basidiomycota; Tremellomycetes; Tremellales; Bulleribasidiaceae
Exons: 4
Coding region: 1-2337 (778 amino acids)
Source: RefSeq, a predicted model, not a curated record